Messenger RNA from Pseudophryne corroboree (corroboree frog), 741 nucleotides. RefSeq lists its product as uncharacterized. Lineage: Eukaryota; Metazoa; Chordata; Amphibia; Anura; Myobatrachidae. The transcript has 4 exons. The record is from RefSeq and is a predicted model, not a curated record. The annotation marks the transcript as partial.
AUGGACCCCGAAGAAGAAAAGAAAGAGUUAUGCUCUGCAAGCUUCCAGCAUGAUGAACUCUGCUCUCCUGCACUGCUCCAGAAGACCAGCCAGAAUACAAACUGCAAAAAUCCUCCCGCACCCACGCCACCAGCCACUAUCAAGGCACAGGAUCUUGCUUCCUACUUCAAGGAGAAGAUUGAUAAGAUCCGAGAUGAAAUGGUCACUGAAUGCCUUUCUGCCAUCUCAUCCUGGAUGACAUCUCGCCACCUCAAACUUAAUAUUUCAAAGACAGAGUUAAUUAUAUUUCCACCGGCCAAUAGUAGGUACCAUCCUGAUAUCUCUAUCACUGUUAAAAACUCGACUAUCUACCCUACCCCACAAGCUCGCUGCCUAGGUGUCAUCCUUGACUCUGAUCUGUCCUUUGUUCCCCACAUUCAAUCUGUCUCAAGAUCAUGUUACAUGCAUCUAAAAAACAUAUCCAAAAUACGACCAUACCUUACACAAGACACUGCUAAAACUCUAAUCCACGCUCUCAUUAUCUCCUGCAUUGAUUAUUGCAAUAGUCUCCUAACUGGUCUUCCCAAAACGAGACUCUCACCACUACAAUCCAUUCUGAAUGCAGCGGCGAGGCUUAUCUUCCUCGCUAGACGUUCAUCGUCUGCAGAUCCACUCUGUCAGUCCCUCCAUUGGUUACCUGUACUCUACCGCAUUCAAUAUAAAAUACUUUUACUCACACACAAGGCCAUUAACCAAACUACA